Molecule: messenger RNA, 588 nt
Organism: Saccharomyces paradoxus
Lineage: Eukaryota; Fungi; Ascomycota; Saccharomycetes; Saccharomycetales; Saccharomycetaceae
Gene: NAT3
Product: peptide alpha-N-acetyltransferase complex B subunit NAT3
Exons: 1
Coding region: 1-588 (195 amino acids)
Biological process (GO): N-terminal peptidyl-methionine acetylation
Cellular component (GO): NatB complex
Molecular function (GO): protein-N-terminal amino-acid acetyltransferase activity
Source: RefSeq, a predicted model, not a curated record
AUGACAACAAUUCAACCUUUUGAGCCCAUUGAUUUGUUCAAAACUAACAACGUCAACCUUGAUAUUUUGACAGAAAAUUUCCCUUUAGAGUUUUAUUUUGAAUACAUGAUAAUAUGGCCAGAUCUUUUCUUCAAAAGUUUAGAAAUGACUGUUGAUCCUGCAUUCAAGCAUAACAUCUCUGGCUACAUGAUGGCAAAAACGGAAGGCAAGACCACGGAGUGGCACACCCAUAUAACCGCAGUGACAGUAGCUCCAAGAUUCCGUCGAAUAUCGCUAGCUUCAAAGUUAUGUAAUACUUUAGAGACCAUGACGGAUGUCAUGCCCCAUGAAGUUAACUUUAUCGAUCUUUUCGUCAAGUGUAAUAACCAACUGGCUAUAAAACUUUACGAAAAACUAGGAUACAGUGUCUACAGAAGGGUGGUAGGGUAUUAUAACUCAACUGAAGAUGGGUAUCCGGAUACGCUGAAAAAAGUUGAUGACAAUAAAGAUGCCUUUGAUAUGAGAAAGGCUAUGGCUAGGGACAAGAACAGAAGUGUACGGCCCGACGGAAGAAACCAUAAAUGCUAUCCACACGAUGUAAGAUUCUAA